GCAUUCACCGUUUUUUACAAACGCAGUGAAGACUAUCAAAUUGAUGUUUUGCUUUAUUUUAUGAUUUAUUUGAUGAUUUAUUUGGGAUAACAAUCCGGUAAUUUGAUGAUUUAUUCGCUUUAUUUUAUUAUUAUCUAAGGUUUUAUUUUGCUUUAUUUAAACUAACAAAUUGAUUUUUUUCCUAUUUUUUUUUGAAGGAAUCACUUAUUCCCGUCGUUCAUAAAGGGACCACAAACUUGCCCGCAUGGCAUCCACGGUUGGCGCCCUAUAGAGAGGAUCGGGUUGGGUAUGUUGCGCCAUUUCAUGCGGAUCGAAAUCGACAACGAUAUGCUUACGGAAAUGGCGGAGCGAUGGCGUCCCGAAACCCAUACGUUCAACCUUCUGGAGGGGGAAAUGACGAUCACCCUCAAAGACGUGGCGAUCCUCACCGGGCUGUCGAUUUCUGGAGAUGCCAUCAUUGGUUCCACUAACAAACCUGAAGGAGGUUGGGGGCCGCUCAUUCGUGAUCGUUUGGGCUUUGACAUGCCGACCACCACACCAAUUCAAGGACAGGGGCAUCCACAGUUGAAUGCGGGACAAGUGUCGGUCCCGUGGCUGGUAACUCACAUCCAAAAUGAGGUGGAAAUCAAUGACGAGACUCCGGAAGAUCAAGUGGAGCGCUAUAUGCACGCAUCUACCUCAUUGGUUUGGUGGGUGGAUUUAUGUUCCCCGACAAGUCAAACCGGUGGAUUCAGGGCAUAUGGUUGCCAUUGCUCACUGGUGACUGGGACGCAAUCGGGGAAAAGAGUUGGGGAUCGACCAUGUUAGCUGGCCUAUCGGGAGCUGUGCACUUGCUCGAAGGUGGGAGCAAAACAAGCUGGUGCUGCGAUGUUUAUCCUACAGCUGUGGGUAUGGGAACAUCUUCCAAUAUUCGCACCUCUAGACCCACGUCCAUACCGGAGAGCCGAUGAUGAGCUAAACUUUCUGCAAAAUCCCCCCUACGGUAUCAAGUAAGUUUAUUCCGUACUUAGCCUAAUUUAAAAUUAUUCCAUGCUUAGCUAUAUUUCAAUUGAAUUUAUUCCCUACUUAGCCUAAUUUAAAAUUAUUCUAUGCUUAGCUAGAUUUAAAUUGAAUUUAUUCUGUACUUAGCCGAAUUUACAAUUAUUCCAUGCUUAGCUAGAUUUAAAUUGAAUUUAAUCCGUACUUAGCCUAUUACAAUUAUUCCAUGCUUAGCUAGAUUUAAAUUGAAUUUAAUCCGUACUUAGCCUAAUUUAAAUUUAUUCCAUGCUUUUACUUACAAGGUGGAUAGGAGCAAAUACGAAUGACCAUCAACCUGAGCAUUCGUUAUUGUUUUAUCGUUCUGAGUUAGAUAAGCCUUGGUGGAAUCAGGUAAUCAUGCUUUAUCAUAAUUUAACAAGUUAAGGUUUUUCAAUGUAAAUGGUCGCUAAUUGCAUUAUUUGAAUGAAUAUAGGUUACUUGG
Linum trigynum is the source of this 1459-nucleotide messenger RNA. NCBI's taxonomy places the organism in Eukaryota, Viridiplantae, Streptophyta, Magnoliopsida, Malpighiales, Linaceae. The record is from the annotation of a GenBank genome assembly.